CCCGCACCCCGCAUUUAGGAGGCUGUGGCCCUUUAAGCUCUUGGCCCCGCCCCUUCCCCGUUUCCGCCCGCGGUUCUAUGACGUUCCAGUUCGGAACACCGAGACUGUGAGCGUUCGGAGCCGCCCCCAGUCACACCCUGCCUGCACCCACGAGAGUCACUCACGAUGCCUCACCAGUACCCAGCCCUCACUCCGGAGCAGAAGAAGGAGCUUUCAGACAUCGCCCACCGCAUCGUGGCCCCCGGCAAGGGCAUCCUCGCCGCGGAUGAGUCCACCGGCAGCAUCGCCAAGCGGCUGAGCUCCGUCGGCGCAGAGAAUACAGAGGAGAACCGGCGCUUCUAUCGCCAACUGCUGUUCACGGCCGACCAGCGGGUCAAUCCCUGCAUCGGGGGCGUCAUCCUCUUCCAUGAGACCAUGUACCAGAAGGCCGACGAUGCACCCUUCACCAAGGUCAUCAAGGACAAGGGCGGUGUGGUGGGCAUCAAGGUGGACAAAGGUGUCGUGCCCCUGGCCGGGACAAAUGGAGAGACCACCACCCAGGGGCUGGACGGCCUGUCCGAGCGCUGUGCCCAGUACAAGAAGGACGGGGCUGACUUCGCCAAGUGGCGCUGCGUGCUGAAGAUCUCGGAACACACCCCCUCCCACCUGGCCAUCCUGGAGAACGAAGUCCUGGCUCGCUACGCCAGCAUCUGCCAGCAGCGUGAGCGGCCCUGAGGCAUGGAUAACGGGAUUGUGCCCAUUGUGGAGCCGGAAAUCCUGCCCGAUGACCAUGACCUGAAGCGCUGCACGUAUGUCACCGAGAAGGUGCUGGCAGCUGUGUACAGGGCUCUUAGUGACCACCAUGUCUACCUGGAGGGGACGCUGCUGAAACCCAACAUGGUGACGGCCGGCCAUGCCUGCACCAAGAAGUACAGCCAUGAGGAGAUUGCCAUGGCGACCGUCACUGCCCUGCGCCGCACCGUGCCACCUGCUGUGCCUGGCAUCACCUUCCUGUCCGGUGGGCAGAGCGAGGAGGAGGCUUCGCUCAACCUCAACGCCAUCAACAAGUGCUCCCUGCACAAGCCGUGGGCCCUCACCUUCUCCUACGGCCGCGCCCUGCAGGCCUCUGCCCUCAAGGCCUGGGCCGGCAAGAAGGAGAACGCCAAGAACGCCCAGGAGGAGUACAUAAAACGGGCCCUGGCUAACAGUCUCGCCUGCCAGGGGAAAUACACCCCAAGUGGCCAGGGCGGAGCUGCUGCCAGUGAGUCCCUCUUCAUCUCUGACCACGCCUACUAAAUGUGGGGUCCCCCGUCUGCCCCCGACCCCCCCGUCUGCCUGCACCCAUCCUGUGGCGUCUAGUGUGGCUGGCUCCUGGCCUGCAGAAGAGCUGAGCUCCCUCUGGGGGGGCGUGAAGAACCCAGGAGUCCGGGCCCCCCUUCCCUUGCUUUUUGUGGCUGUCUCAGCUUCUACUCCCCGUCCCCCCUUUCUGGUGACAGACGACACUCCAGGCGUGCACCCCAUGACCGAGCUGCUGGCCCCCCCCACCCUUGGAGUGGGGGUGGGGUGACCCCCUCUUCUGAUCCUACAAUAAAGAGGAAACUAUUUAAACAGA
Molecule: messenger RNA, 1591 nt
Organism: Dermochelys coriacea (leatherback sea turtle)
Lineage: Eukaryota; Metazoa; Chordata; Testudines; Dermochelyidae
Gene: ALDOA
Product: aldolase, fructose-bisphosphate A
Biological process (GO): glycolytic process; fructose 1,6-bisphosphate metabolic process
Cellular component (GO): cytosol
Molecular function (GO): fructose-bisphosphate aldolase activity
Source: RefSeq, a predicted model, not a curated record